Diplodia corticola is the source of this 1260-nucleotide messenger RNA. Its product is annotated as ran gtpase activating protein 1. Gene Ontology annotation, molecular function: small GTPase binding; GTPase activator activity. The coding region runs from base 1 to 1260 and encodes 419 amino acids. NCBI's taxonomy places the organism in Eukaryota, Fungi, Ascomycota, Dothideomycetes, Botryosphaeriales, Botryosphaeriaceae. Gene Ontology annotation, biological process: nucleocytoplasmic transport; activation of GTPase activity. The transcript is spliced from 2 exons. The record is from RefSeq and is a predicted model, not a curated record. Gene Ontology annotation, cellular component: perinuclear region of cytoplasm; nucleus; cytosol.
AUGGCGAAUUCCAAAGUUUUUAGCCUGAAGGACAAGGGCCUGAAACUCACCACCGCCGAGGACAUCGAGCCGCACAUUCAGGCACUGAAGGAGAAUUCUGAUGUUGAGGAGGUCGUUUUCGUUGGCAACACACUCGGCAUAGGUGCCUCGGAGGCCUUGGCCAAGGUCCUGGAGACCAAGAAAAACCUCAAGAUCGCCAACUUCGCCGACAUCUUCACCUCGCGCCUGCUCUCCGAGAUCCCCGAGGCACUCGACCACAUCCUCAAGGCGCUACUCACUCUCCCGAAGCUUGAGACCGUCGACCUCUCGGACAACGCCUUCGGCCUCAACACCCAGGCUCCUCUCGUCUCUUUCCUCGCCGCGCACACACCGCUCCGCCACCUUUACCUCAACAACAACGGCCUGGGCCCCGCCGCCGGCACCCUCAUCGCCGAUGCCCUCUCGACCCUCGCCGACAAGAAGGCGGCCGCCCGCAGCGCCGGCGCCGACGUGCCCAGCCUCGAGACGGUCAUCUGCGGCCGCAACCGGCUGGAGAACGGGUCGAUGGAGGCAUGGGCGCGCGCCUACUCGAAGCACACGGGGCUGCGCGAAAUCAAGAUGGUCCAGAACGGCAUCCGGCAGGAGGGCAUCACGCACCUGCUGCGCCACGGGCUCGCGCACCAGAGCCAGAUCCGCAUCCUCGACCUGCAGGACAACACCUUCACCAAGAAGGGCGGCGCGCGCGCGCUCGCCGCCAUCGUCGCGGGCUUCCCCCACCUGCGCGAGCUCGGCGUCAGCGACUGCUUCCUCCAGGCCAAGGGCAGCCUGCUGCUCGCCGCCGCGCUGGCCAAGGGCAACAACCCCCAGCUGGAGAUUGUCCGCAUCCAGUACAACGACAUGAAUGCGGCGGGCCUGAAGGGCUUCGCCGACGCGGCGGAGAAUGCCUUGCCGAAGCUGCGUAGGCUCGAGGUCAAUGGCAACAGGUUCGGCGAGGAUGACGAGAGCGUCGAGCGCCUGCAGGAGAUGUUCGCGGCGCGCCAGGAAGAAGCCGAUUCCGAAUUCGUCGAGGCUUUGAAGGAGGGCUACGAGUUUGGUCUUGACGAGCUGGAUGAGCUGGAUGAUGAGAGUGAGGACGAGGAGGAGGAGGAAGAAGAGGAGGAGGAGGAGGUGAAGGAGAAUGUGCUCAAGAAGGCGGACGAGGCGGAGGCGCAGAAUGUUAGCGAAAAGCAGGAUAAGAGCGUCGAUGAGUUGGCCAACAUGCUGGGGAAGACUGGGUUGUAA